This is a messenger RNA of Triticum urartu, 4810 nucleotides long. RefSeq lists its product as uncharacterized. The record is from RefSeq and is a predicted model, not a curated record. Gene Ontology annotation, molecular function: double-stranded DNA binding. Lineage: Eukaryota; Viridiplantae; Streptophyta; Magnoliopsida; Poales; Poaceae. Gene Ontology annotation, biological process: regulation of DNA-templated transcription.
AUGCAGCAAUUAGCUCUUGAUUUCUAUAAGAACCUCUACACAUCAGAGGGUGUCCAAGGUAUGCAGGAGGUGCUCGAUCAUGUCCCGGUGAAAGUGACAGCAGCAAUGAAUGCGAGUCUGUUGGCUCCAUAUGAAGAGAAAGAGGUCAAAGCAGCGUUGUUUCAAAUGUUUCCAACUAAGGCUCCGGGGCCAGAUGGAUUCCCGGCGCAUUUCUUCCAGAGACACUGGGAUGUAUGUGGAGAGGCGGUAACUAGGGCUGUUCUUGGCAUUGUCAGGGGGGAGGAGAGCCCUGAGGGGCUUAAUGAUACUUUAUUGGUGCUGAUCCCGAAGAGGAACAGAUCCAAAGCGAAUAGCUACUGCGCUUUAAAACUGGAUAUGAUGAAAGCUUAUGACAGGGUGGAAUGGACUUACCUGCGUGCUAUUAUGGAGAAACUUGGUUUUGCUUCUCAAUGGACAGCCAGAUUUCUCAAAAAAAAAAAUCCCUCGCGGCCAUGCUCCGCCUCCGGUGAUGCGUCCUCAACCACCUCCUCUCCUCUGCAUAUCCAGCCACUUCUCCCGCAUCCCAUCUCCACCGCGCGCCUCAUCUCCGCCGCCGCGCCGAACGCUACCUUCGCCGUGGAGGACUACCUCGUCUCCACCUGCGGCCUCACCCGAGCGCACGCACUCAAGGCCUCCGCAAAGCUCCCCCACCUCAAGUCCCCCUCCAACCCCGACACCGUCCUCGCCUUCCUCGCCGGCAUCGGCCUCUCCGGCGCCGAUGUUGCCACGGCCGUCGCGAGGGACCCCAGGCUCCUCUGCGCCAAACUGGAUAAAGCCCUGGCCUCCAACGUCGCGGGGCUCGCCGGCCUCGGCCUCUCGCGCUGCGAGAUCGCGCGUAUCGUCUCGCUCGCCGGCUACUCCUUGGGCAACAAAUCCGCCGUCGCCAAGCUACAGUACUACCUGCCCCUCUUCGCCUCACCCGACAAGUUCAUCCAGGCGAUGAAGUUCAAUACCAAUCUCCUCACGUACAGCCUGGAGGGGGUCACCAAGCUCAAUGUCGCGUUCCUGCACAAGUGCGGGCUAGGUGCUUGUGAUAUGCUCACCAUCAACAUAGAGCGCCUCCGGGCGAUGGUGGCAUGCGCCGAAGGUCUAGGCGUACCCCAUGGCUCUAGGAUGUUCUGGCGUGCGCUGAAUGCUGCUGCAUCUCUCCGUGAGGAGAGUAUCGCCGCCAAAGUGGACAGCUUGAAGAACAUUUUCAGGUGGUCCGGUGCUGAGGUGGGCAUUGCUUUCUGUAAGGCCCCAAUGGUGCUGGCAUUGUCCAAGGACCUGCUGCAGAGCAAGUCAGACUUCCUGAUCUCUGAUGUGGGAUUGUCACCAGCAUACAUUGCUCCACGGUCGACAUUGCUCACUUUCAGCCUGGAAGAGAAGGUGUUCAUGGAGAAGUUCAUAUGCCCUCACAAGGAAGCUGCACCGCAGCUCUCUGAAGACUACGCAGUAGCUUGCAAGGGGGAAGUGCCGACUAGAUUCAGAUUUUCAUGAACAAGAACCUGCAAUGGAAAAUGUAACUGCUUAUGGCACACAAAAGUUUUGACUCCCGCAAGUUGGUAAGUCAUGUUUUGGUGUUCCUCGCCUGAUUAGAUGUGAAUUGUCCGCCAUUGUAUAUCUGUUUCAUGCUGGUUUGGAUAUUUUACAUGUCUGUUACAUGUUUUGGUGUUCUUUGCCUAAUUAUAUGCAAAUUGUCCGCUAUUGUAUGUCUGUUACAUGCUGGUUUGGACAUUUCUAAUGCCUGAUGAAACUGAUAAUUUUCGUCCUGAAUCAUGAUUUGUUGAUUCCAUCAUUCAGUAGAGAAGAAAGCAUGCAGCGGUUAUGAACUUGUUCAUCCUCAUGCCAUGAUUAGAAAAGAGACCAGGCCAUUCUGCAAUGCACAAAAAAAAUCUAGUUUCAAACUAGGUGGUGGUGCGUUUCAAGUUUUUUUUUUUUAAUUUUCUGCAUUGCAAGAAUUUUGGUAUUUCGGUAACACGUCAUAAAAUUAUCAUUUCAAAUGUCCCUGUGUUCUUCAUUUUGGUUAAGAAAUAAGUAUAUAAGCGUAUGCUAGAGCCUAGGUAUGUGUAUCAUACACGAAAAGGUUCACAUGUCUAGUUCAAGAGCUGUCAACAAUUUAGCAUGCAAUCAUUUCAGUUUGGAUUGCCUGUAUGUGACCACAGGGAAGCUAGCACAUCUUGGAGUUGGAGUUGUUUUACAAAACUGUCAUUUUAAUCGUCUGUAGUUCCUAAAUUUGCAGUACAAGUUUUUCCACCAUGUUCAUCAAUUAAUUAAAGUGUCUCCAACAAUGUAUUUGACAAUCAUGUUUGUAGCAAAUAUAUAAAUGUGUCUAGCGCAAAUUCAGCGUCCUAAUGGGAAGUAUUUGUGAAUAUGUAUAUCUGUGGAUACCCAUCCAUACCUGUUGUCACGAAUGUUUAAAUUUCUGUUGUGCGAACUAUAUACCCUACAUUUAUAUGGAUCACCUAUGUAUUUUAACACAUGUAUUGUUCAUUUUACCUGUGUAUGUGGUAAUGCCACUGAGCAGGAGCUGCUUAGUGCAACUCUGGUAAUGAUUUUUGUGAGGUGAAAUUGGGUGAGUGAGAAAAUACUCUAAUAUGUGAAAGUAGCAAUGUACUCCCUCCGUAACAUAAUAGACACUUUUUGACACUGCCAUGGACUCUAAAAUUGUCUUAUAAAAUGUUACAGAGGUAGUAGUUUUUAGAUAGCUUCACGAGGACCCGCUGAGAGCGCUUAAUUGUUUCUUCCUGUGCAUAUGUGCAUCAAAGUGGAUCAAUUUGUGGCAAUGGAUAUUAUCAGUGUUUCCUCAUACCAAAUUUUUUUGAGUAAUUAAAUUGGUAAGUGUUUACAACAGGUUCUUGGCCGAGUUAUGUUAUUGAUGGUGUAAUUAGAUGUUUUGUUCUUCAAAAUCUUAUUGUUUUAAUUAGAGUCAGGUCUAAGAAACAAAAUACAUGAAUUUUAAAUUCGGAAUUAGCUAGCAUGCUUAAUGAUUUUCUAUGCACUUGCGGAUUUUUCAUUUGCAGCUUUCAGAAAAUAAGAAUGCGUGACUGAAUGUUGUAGACCGAUGGUGCAUCCUUCCUUGGAGGAUAAGAUGUGUUGAGACUGGAUGUAGAUGAUGCAUGAUGCUUUCAGGUCCUUGCUUGCUAUGUACACUAAGCGCGAUGCCGAUGCCCUGAAGCGGCUUAAGCAACAAGUAUGGCCUUAUGUGACUGAGCAGGAGUUUUGUUCAGAGAAGAAGAGGCUCCUUCUCGUAUAUUGUGCUAGAGAUUGUAUGUAACAUGCGACAUGGACCAACCUUACCCUGCGAAUGUAAAUGUGCUGUUGGCUGAACUUGCACCUCUGCAAUUUUAUAUCUGAUUUUAUGGCGGUAUUAUGUUGUUCAUGUCAUUCGUAAAUGCCAAUAGGUCUUGCUCAAUUAUGAUAUAUUUUCCUGUGCCAUUUCAACAAUUUUUGUUUCUGGGGAUGGAUGGGUGUUGAGACUUUUUUUAUCUUAAAUAAUGUAGGUCAUGUACAUAUAGUCUUGCAUGUUGAUAGCCAAUGGUGAUGUAAAUUUAUUAGACCUUUUACUUCUUUAGAUAGCAUCAUACCCACAACUUAAACCAUUAUGCGCUCCUGCUUAAAAUUAGCAUUUGGUGAUCACAGUGCAGAAGUGAAAAUAUUCCUGGUUAUUGCUAAGUUGCUGCAAGGUGCUCUAGUAAGAAUGAAAUUACAAGUUUGUUGGGCAUUCAGGUAUCUAUUAACUGACAUGUGUUUAUUCUGUCUUUGCCGCCUUUUGCAGAGUCAGCUGCUGAUAUGAUGGCCACGUCUGUAGAAUCAUCCAAAUUUGCUCGCUGGUUUUGCCAUGAAGGCACAUAUGCAUAUGCAGCAACAAACACAACAAGGUGAAGUGUAUAAUGCAAUGACUGGUCAUUAUUUCUCUGUCCACACCAAGGGACCAAAUAUGCCACAAAAUUAGAGAGGGAUGUGGAUGGAAAUGGACAGAACUGAGAGAAUUCAGCAGAUGGGGGGAACAUCUUUCUAUGUUGAUGUUGUCCUAAAGGACCCAUACUUGAAAUUCCAUUAUUAUCAGGAGAGGAUCCUAUUUGGUAGUUGCAGGCUUGCAGCAAUGGAAAAGUUUUUUGACAUGUCUGGGACACCUAUAGAACAGUGGCUGGAUAUUGCUACAGGACACUUUUGUGGUAAAGCAAAUGUGUGGAUGAAAAACAUGUGCAUUCCCUGGCAAACAGUGAAUUGGCAGGAAUUUUGCAUAGGCUAAUGCUCGUUCUGCAAUACAUAGACCAAUCUGAGGAGUGUUUACAGUCGGCGAGAAGAGACCACCCAUAUUUACAACAAACAUUUCUCAUAAGUUAUUUCGUAGGAGGUCUAAGAGCUGACAUUAAGCAUGAUGUCUGCUAGAUGCAUAUUGGUUUGCUAAAGUAUAUGAAAAUGUUGCCCUGUCUACCAUCCACUGCAAGAAGGUACCACCUGGGAAGAUUUCAGGUUCACUGAGACAACUUUUCGUUCGUUUCAGCCUUGAGGACAGGUGAUGUUUCAAGGCGCUGGCAUUGUCAGCACCUGGGUACUGAUGCUAAGUCUGAACCCCAAAGUGUCACGCAGAAUCGACACUAAAAGCUUCAGUCAACGAACGGCCAGGAUUGGAAGUCCAGUGAGGUUUACAAGGGAUCAGUUAACUCCACCGUUUGCAUGUCAUUAGAUUUAUCUUUACAGUAUUUGAAUUCACGUUAACAGCUGAGUUGUAAUGAACUAUAUAGGUCAUAUUGGACUUGCAUUGAGAGGGUAAGAAAGUUAAUGA